AAAUAUCAUUGUAAAACCAGUAGAUCCCUUCACUCGAAAUCUAAAAUAAUAAUUGAAUGUAGGUAAACAUGGACACAAUAUUAAUUUGACAUGUAAAAUAUAUAUUAUUAUUUUAGGUUUAGGGGGUCAGGUAUGCCCCACCCACCGUAUCACUGUCACACACUCACACCUACUCGUAUAUUAUUUAUUGAACAAUUAACGGCUUCAAAAUCAUUAGAUUGAUUUUAUUUCAUUUUUACAAGGACAAUUUGGCACCUACCUGUCUGGCUAUCUACUAUACACCGGUGUCGAAUAAAUAAUUUUAAAUUUUUGCAGUGGCCUGCACUUUUUAUGUAUGUCGUAUUAGUAAUAUAGGUAAUAUGUGAAUCCUGUGACCUACAGUAAAUAACUGCUGAAAUAGGCAUUAUAUCAUAUUAGGCAGGUAAACAAAUGUUUCAGUAUUUGGGUGUGUACAUCGCAUGACGUAUAUUAUUAUUACAGACUACAGUUAUGAAACAAUAUUAUUAUUGUAACACAUUUUUUGUACAUUAUGACGCAUAGACUCUGUUUACACAACGACCUUCGGACGUGUCUCUCUGUAAAGGCCUAAAGUAAAGAGUAUAUACAUUUUUAUACCUUUUUCGUUCACCACCCGACACCCCGUCACCGCAAAUGCGCGCUCCUUGCUCUAUCGUAAAUAUUUCGCGAAUAAAACUCUCUCGCACUUUCUCUCUCUCUCUCACGCGUGCACACCCGCUCUCCCAUGUUUCCGACUCGGUCUCUCCCCUUGGACCCACCACACGCCCCACCAACACCGCCUUUGUCGCUGUCCGCGUCUUUCUCACUCAAUCAUCGCUGCCUUGUAUAUACUAAUCUAUGGCUGCCUUUUACACAGUACACGCGCCGACGCCCGCGCCUUACCCACUCCGUGACCCAUCAACUAUUAGACGAUAAACGCGUCCGAGGGUUUUUUUUUAAUAUUAUUAUAUUUUCACUAUCAACAUUAUUUGAUUUGUCAAAAUUGUAAAAACCAUCGAUCGCGUUUCAUUGUCGAAAACGUAAAACAAUAAUAAUAGCAUUGUUGGCGUUUCGUGCGGGCACGCAAAUGAAUCGAACAAUAAGAGCGCCGCCGCCGCUAAGUACAGCUACAAAAACAGCAGGAACGCCAGCUACAGCCAACAGCGGCAUCAGUGGCAAUAGCUGUCGUGGUAGUACUCGCGGUAGACAGUAGUUGGACCAACGUCAGCGCACCAGUCGGUCCGUCGUCGUCCGGUUUGCGCUUCACGUCCACACGUCCGCCACCGCAAUCUCAGAUAACGCACGACGGCGACGCCGUUCACCGCUAUCGGCAUCUACUCUACAGUGUGGUGCAUGCUAUUGCGCUGCUCAAUCGCAAUCCGUUUCAGACGCUAGUCGCUACUACUGCUGCUGUGGCGUGCUAUCGUGCUCGUCGUUCGCCUACUCGGUCGUGUGUCGAUACAGUACCACGUAAAAUUUCAAGUUUCGUGACCACUGCUAUAAUAUUGCUCGCGACUAAGUUUACGAUGUGAGUUUCUUGGUCCGCACAACGGCUACUCGGGCAACGUCGUCGUCGUCACAAUGCCUUGAAAUCUAGUAUGGAAAUCCUCAAGGUGAAUUCCAAAUAUAAAGUGAAUAAUUUGACCCAUCAAUAUGGAACCAGUUGUGGAAGAAGUAAGAGACAUUACCAUUCGAAAAGUAACACGAUGGUGUUGUUCAACAAUCAUGGUAUUUGGAGGAGUAGUUCCAUACAUUCCACAAUAUCGAGAAAUAUACAUCAAACAAGAUGCGGAAGGCUUCUCAAUGUAUGUAUGCCUUGCACUUUUAGUUGCGAACACUUUGAGAAUAUUAUUUUGGUUUGGUAAACGUUAUGAGCUUCCAUUACUAUUCCAAAGUAUUGUUAUGAAUAUUAUGAUGUUACUUAUGAUACACUUGUGUGUAAAAGUUCGCAACAAAACACAGUUAAUCAGAGGACCAGACAGAUAUUUUACUGAUUUUGACUGGCAUUACUUUUGGCAAUGGACAGACUUUCAAUCUUAUAUAGAUUUUUUAAUCGCUAUGAGUAUUUGUCUUUCCAUUAUAACAUUCAUAUUUCUGCAUAAUGUUAUAUUCAUUGAAAUAAUCGGAUUUCUUGCUCUCCUAACUGAAGCCAUGUUGGGUGUUCCUCAACUAGUCAAAAACUUAAGAAAUCGUUCUACGGAAGGAAUGAGUGUUACAAUGGUGUUACUUUGGACAACUGGAGAUGCAUUUAAGACAUGUUACUUUGUAAGUCGAAAAGCGCCUCUACAAUUCUGGAUGUGUGGUACACUUCAGGUUAUGAUAGAUCUGACAAUACUUGGUCAAGUAGUCUGGUACCGUAAUGAACCACCCUAUAAAAUUCCUCGAAUAGACUGAUGUGUAAAUUAAAUAUCUCGAUAUAAUAUUUUUUAAAUUGUCCAAGCUAAGAUUGUUAUUAUCAUUGUUAGAUCUUCUAAUCUCAAAUUAGACGUUGAUUGUAGUUUGUUAAUGUUUGUUUAUUUAGUGAAUUUUAUUUAUUUAUUUAUUUAAUUUUACUGUAUCAGUUAGUUGAUCAUCAAUAUUUUAUUAAACUUUAUUAAAUGCAUCAAUCUCCAUCAAUUGUAUUUGCUAUAGACUGUUAAAAAUAAGAAUAUAUUAUUAAAAAUAUUUGUAUGAUUCGAUUUUAUGAGAAUUUCUCAACCAAUAAUUUGUUGCACAAAUGUAAUUGAAACAACAUAUAUAUCACCACAUGUUAUUUUAUAGAUUUUAGAGCAUGUACCUUCAAAAUAGUUAUUGUUAAAUAGACAGAAAUUUGUAUUGUGCCUACACUGAGUAAACUAGAGACUAGAUCAAUAUAUAUUUUGUUGUGUUUAGGGCCCAUUACUCGGUCACAUUCUUGACUUUACUACCCUAUAAAAUAUUAGUAUAUCAAUUUAUUAGUUACUGUAAAUAAUUUGUUGAUACUUUAUAUUGUUUCUAUGUUAUUAUUUACUUCCUUAUAUUAUAUGAUAUAUAAUUGUUAAAACAAAAAAAAAAUAACAAAUGACAGAUUUUUUCAAUUGUACUUCUCCGUCUUUGAAUAAUCUUUUUGUAUAAAAAUAAUUAGUCAUACUCUGUACUCAGCAUCUUUUUAUAUAGUCUUCCAAGUGCACAAAUAAAUUGUAAUAUUUUAAAUAACUAUUUAACUAUAUUUGCAUUUAAUUUUAAUAACAUUGAUUUGAACAUAGAUUUCAAUAAAAAAUAUUCAUAUAACAUUUACUUAAUUCCAAUAUUCUUACAUUAUACAACUUAAAUUUGUAUUAUACCUACUUAGGUAAUAAUAUUAAAUAUAAAAAAAAAUCCAAAAAAUAUUUUUAUUUUAUUAAUAACUGGUUUAAAAGCAACGAAAGUUACAAUAUUUGGUUGGACAUUUAUUUUUAACAUCAUUCUAUGACUUUUGUAAAAAAUAAAAAAUAAAAUAGGAAUAAUAAUUGAAAAGUAAUAAUUUUAUGUAGACAUUUUGCAAAUUAAAUUUAUUGUAUUUGGUAAAUUUAUUCAAAUAUUAUUAAUAUUAGUGUUCAUAUAACUUAAUAAUAUUUUAACUUGUAAGGCGGAGAAGUAUUUGAACAAAGUUAAUCAUUAAUAUAAUAAUUAAUAAUAUAAAAUAUGAGAGAAUAUUAAAUAUUUAUGCAUUUAUAAUUUAUAUAUUAAUGAUUAAUUGUAAUUAAUAAGUAUUUGUUUAUUACAAUUUAAAAUUUGUGAAACUAAUAAUAUUAUAAAUUAUAAUCUUAAUUAAAUAGUUGAGAUGUUGGUGCCUGUAUUUUAAGUUACUGAGCUAUUUUUAAAAUACCUAUAUUUACUAUAUAGAAUACCUAUAAUGUCAAACAUUUGUGAUAGCUUUCGAGUCAUUAUUAAUAUUUAAACCUUAAAUGUUUUUUGUUUAGUAAUGGGUAUAAAUAUUUUAUGAAAAUAAUUUGUAUAUGUAGUAUGUAAUUAAUUGCUUAUUAUAUAUCUAAUUGUAAUUAAGUCCAAAAAUGUAUUUAGACAUGUCCUUAUUUCAGAAAUUAUGGCGCUUUAUUGCGUGUUAUAGUAGAUUCACGUUCCUUAUGUUUUUCAUUACAAUAUUGACGCACAAUACUUUUUUCAAUACUUUUGAAAAAAAAACCUCAAUUUUUAAACUAUAACAAUUCUGAAAUUAUGGAUAUCUCUGAAUGCAUUUCUGGUAAUGUCACAAAAUUGAAUUAUUUGUAUAUUUUUUUUUUUUUCAUCAAACGGCUGUGUCGUCUUUUAAAGUAAUAAUAGAUUAUAUUUAUAAAUUAUUAAACAGCCUCCUUUUAUUAUUCAUACAAAAUUGUCCUGUUGAACUUGAUGCUCGAUUAAUUAGAAUUUGUUUUUAUUAAAAAUUACUUUAUUUACUGUUGACUAUACUUUUACACUAUAAUAUGUCACAUUAUUAACUAUUUUUUUUGAAAUCGGCUGAUAUCUGACCACUAAGUCUUCCCUUAUUUUCUCACAUGAUUACUUUCAAACUGCACAUACAUUUUUACAUUUUAUUAUUCUCUCUUGGUCACACAUUAAUUAUGAACUUUUGUUGUAUUUAAUUGUAUGUUUUAUUCAACACUUGAAUAUCAUAUAUUUCACCAUUUAAUUAUUCAACUUCAAAUAUUUUGAAAUAGUAUUUUAAUAUUUAAAUACUACUAUUAUUUAUUUUUUUUUAAAGUUAUUUAAUAAUAAUGCGUUAUUACAAAUCAGUGUCUCAUUGUCCCAAAAGUUUAAAUGAAUCUCAUGCUUCAUUUUCCAAUUUAUAACUAUUCUCAAAAACAUUGUUCCAAUUAUUCGAUUUUAACUUAGCAUAAUGAAGAAUUAGAUGUUAAUGAAAUGUGAAUUGUAAAUUGUAUGUUAUUUAAUUAUUAGUACUAAUGUUAUAUUAUUGUAUUGGAGGCAGUGGCUUCAAACCAAAAAUAAUAAUAUAUAUAUUUUUUUUGUUAUUCUCUGCUUAAUAGAUAAAUUUAUAAUUUUGUAUCUUAAAUGUACUUUUGAUGGUAAUUCAAAUUUCAAACCCAUUAAUUAUUUAAAAUUUUCUAUUGUUUAGGUUUUAAUGGUUUCCUUAUCAAAAUCAUUAAAAUUUAGGUCAAAUUUACUUAUAAUAAUGUGUGUAUAAUUUGCUUCACAAUGCUAUACUGAAUGUGUACAAUAGAAACAUGUUAAGUAGUAUAAUAUUGUGAUUAUAAUUUAAUGGAUAUUUCUCCAGAAAACUAAACUUCAUGACACCAAUAAAUUUUUGUUUAUAAUUAAUUAUAUCAAUUAUAAAAUCAUGUAAAAAUCUGUAUUAAGACUGUCUGUCUUUGGUAUUUGCAACAGCUUACAAUCGCGUUGAAACGAAUUUUUCUAUAAACUAUUGACAUUUGCCCUCAUUUUCAGUAGGUAACAAUAACAACUAACAAGUAACAACAAUAUGAAUAAUAACAAAAUCCGUCCUAUUCUGAUUCAUGUAUAACUGAUAUUUUCAACAAUAUCCGCCAGGUCACCAUUGACAGGCACUUUAAACCAUAUUAUUACGUUUUGACUUUUGAGUUUUAGCAUAACAUUCUGCGAGAAGUAUCUAAUUCAGCUCGUCAUUUUUAUUACGUAGGUAACCAUAUAUGUAUAUAUUAUUCCGUAUACUGUAGUAAUUCAAUUAAUGCUGUGGUCCAUCUCGCUUUUGAGUCCCUGUUAGAAACCUCUGGUAUCUUUUUUUUUAGUAGUUUGAUAAGUUGUGGUAACUUGAGUUUCUAUGCCAUUACCUAUGCGCUAUUUACGAGACACGUCUUGUGUGUUAGGUAUAUAAUAAGUAUAUACUAAGGUACCUACCCCCGCGAUGGAAAAGCAGUAAGCACACGCUCGUUACAGCAAACCUAAUGACAUUAGGUUAAUGUCCUAAUGCAUCAAUACAUCAUGUAUAACCAUAUACAUUAGAUUUCCCUUCUCGGCAUCAGUUUCAUGUGUGUUUAUACGUGUUUACUGCAGUAUAAUGUCCCGCUCCCCUCGCACUGCCAUCCACCCCUAUCGUCAUCCCAUUUUCGGAGCGUUCAAAUAUUACUAUACAAUUUCGCACGGUCGUCGUGCUCAGAGUAAUAAAAGUAUAUUGACAUAAUAUUUCGUUUCAAAUUAUUAUUUAUCAGUAUAAGUUUUUUGAUCGGUAGUGUUUGCGUUUGUGUGUUGUGUGCACAGCAUAUUGAUUCUGCCCGCAUUGACGUCGUAUGUGUUCCAACACUUAUGUAAACAUAAUAAUAUAUUAUAUUAAAACAUUAUGAGUUAUUAUGAUGUAGGUAGUUUUUACGGAAAUUUUCGUUCGAUAGUUGAGCAUUACCGUUCUACGUGUUCUCGCGGCAACCGCACAACCACACUCCCCCCCCCCCCCCCCACUAAAAACCCCAACUCAUAGUGCGUUAAGAGCGACUAAUCUCACUAUAGUCACGAAACUAUGAUUAAUAUAAUAUGUACCUAAUGAUAAUUGUAGGUAUAUAGCAAUGUCCAGCUCUUGUUUAAAAAAAAAACUCGUACCUAUAAUACUGCACACGCUGAUGUCAAGCUCAAAAUUUGCGUAGGUGUAAAAAGUUGUAAAAAAAAAAUAAUCAAACAUUUGAACGCAUUACAUGAGCUGCAUCGUUUUUAAAACUCGUACCUACAAUUAUAUACAUUUGCAUUUUCGUACUGCACAUAAUAUUAUAUUAUUUGUCGUACUGCACAUUAAAAUAGGGGCUGGUCCGAUUUCAUAUCAUGUGAAACACCCAAGUACAAAAAUGUGCGAGAACACGCACGCACGUCUAAUGCUGCAAUAUAUUUUUAUUUAGAAACCGUCCACUCUUUUUUUUGGAGACCUUAUUACUUACUACCCCCCUCACACCACACACACACACUUAUAUAUUAUAUAUAACGUGUAGCGGGCCACAGAUAAAUUUGUAAAACGUUUACACAAAUAGUAGGUAUGCGUGUGUGUUUGUUAGUAGAAACUCCCUAGUUAUAAGAAAUAUUCUAUAACCGCCUGUAUAUAUUAUUUGGUCGUUAUUAUUAUGUUUUGUUUUAGGUAUAUAGUUUUAACAAUAUAUUUUGUUUAUAUUUCUGUAUUCGAGUGUUCACAACGACCGUAUUAUAAUAUUAUAUAUCUUUAAUAGUCAUGUACUCAUGUGUACAAUUAUAUACAUGUCCACUUUUACGGUCAAUUCGUGCACGUGUGAUGACUGAAGCUUAAACUUUUAAAUAUCAUCACCAUCAUCAUUUACUCCUCAAUCCCAUCACUACACAUAGGUAUACCGUAUUACGCACAGGUAAUACUAAUAUCUACCAAUUCUAAUUUAACGUUUUUAUAUUAUAUUGUGCUUGGAAUCUGUUGACGCGUCGCUUUUUUUUCUAAUCGAUAUAAUUAUGUAUAGACUUGUCCCCGUAGAAGGGGACGUAGCUCGCUUGAUAAAUCGGUAGUUUUUCAUUCGCGUUUUUUUUCCUACUCCGUUGAAUACGUCGUCUACUCGCUUGGACUUUUGCGGUUGAUGAACGAUACCGAUCACGCCGUCGCGCCCGUGAUGAUGACCGAUUUAGUUCUAUUCGUGUCUACCGGACAUCGCCCGUUCGUUCUCAGUGUAUGAAGCGGUGUAACGCGGUCGCGUGUCGAUGAGUACCUAUAAUGACAAUGGUGUUGUAUGAAAAAUUUAAAUCAGAGAGAUAGGAAUUGUCCAUCCGCUUGUACGAUAAUAUUGUGUAAUAAAUAAUAAUGAUAUAUGUAUUGUCCACCACACCAGUUAACUGCUGCAACUGCUUGAUUAUAUACCUACCUACCGAAUAGAUCUCGAUAAUAAUAUAUUAAUAUAGGUAUCCCAUAGUUUUGUACACGCACAUACAUAUAUAUGCAUAUUAAUGAAUAUAUAUUAUUAUUACGUCAUAUUAUUGUGUUAGUUGACACGUUUUUGUAUUGUAUUACGAUGUACCUACCUACACUAAUAUUGUUUAUUGUUCUGUUUAUUGUUAGUAUUACAUGUGUAUUGACUAUAUACCGUUUAGUAUGUGUUAUUAAAAAAAACUGAAAUUUUAUUUUUAUUUCAAUAAAAUUGUCGUUAUUACACCGCUAAU
Molecule: messenger RNA, 8076 nt
Organism: Metopolophium dirhodum (rose-grain aphid)
Lineage: Eukaryota; Metazoa; Arthropoda; Insecta; Hemiptera; Aphididae
Product: solute carrier family 66 member 2
Exons: 5
Coding region: 1651-2391 (246 amino acids)
Biological process (GO): retrograde transport, endosome to Golgi; phospholipid translocation
Cellular component (GO): endosome; trans-Golgi network
Source: RefSeq, a predicted model, not a curated record